Xyrauchen texanus (razorback sucker) is the source of this 2793-nucleotide messenger RNA. RefSeq names its product 2-methoxy-6-polyprenyl-1,4-benzoquinol methylase, mitochondrial-like. Gene Ontology annotation, molecular function: methyltransferase activity. The record is from RefSeq and is a predicted model, not a curated record. Gene Ontology annotation, biological process: ubiquinone biosynthetic process. Bases 26 to 1006 code for a protein of 326 amino acids. The transcript has 7 exons. Lineage: Eukaryota; Metazoa; Chordata; Actinopteri; Cypriniformes; Catostomidae.
UUUCGCAAGUGAACUUGAGCGAAACAUGGCAGCUUCCAUUAGGACACUUCUUAGAGUUCUCUGUGAGUCCACGCAUAAUAUUCAACAUGUUUCAAGGAGUCGAAUCAAACAUUCAUGCUGUAAUGCGGGAAUCACAGUAUGUCGAGGCUACAGUGGUGGCUCGGAAGGCAAAACUACACACUUUGGUUUCGAAACAGUGCCAGAGGAGGAGAAAGCAGAGAGAGUUUAUAAGGUGUUUGAAACUGUGGCCAAGAAAUAUGACGUGAUGAAUGAUGCCAUGAGUUUGGGAACACACCGCCUUUGGAAAGAUGCACUUCUGCACAUAAUGAAUCCUCAGCCUGGACUACGGCUACUGGACACAGCUGGUGGCACUGGUGACAUCUCUUUCCGCUUCCUGGAGUACACACGCUUGAUGUAUGAUCGUCAGCAGCGGCAAAGAGUGCGGUCCAUCCAGACGCCAUCAUGGCAGGAACUUUCCAAACAUUAUAAGACAGAUGAAGAAGGGCCUCGACAGUCCCGGGCGGUUGUGUGUGACAUCAACAAAGAGAUGCUUAAAGUCGGUAAACAGAGGGCAGAAAAAGCAGGAAUCAGCACAGGUAUCUCGUGGGUCGUGGGUGAUGCAGAGGAGCUCCCAUUUGAUGACAAUCAGUUUGACUUAUACACUAUUGCAUUUGGCAUAAGAAAUGUCACUCACAUAGAACAAGCUCUACAAGAGGCUUUCCGGUCCCUUAAACCAGGUGGAAGAUUCUUGUGUUUAGAAUUCAGCAAAGUGUCGAACCCUCUGCUUGCGAGGCUGUAUGAUGCAUAUAGUUUUCAGAUGAUCCCUGUGAUGGGAAAAGUGAUCGCCGGAGACUGGAAGUCAUACCAGUAUCUGGUGGAGAGCAUCCGAAAAUUCCCAGACCAGGAAACAUUCAAAGAUAUGAUUGAGGAUGCUGGCUUCCUCUGUGUCCAAUAUUUCAACCUGACUGGGGGAAUUGUUGCCAUACAUUCAGGGUUCAAGUUAUGAGUGUUUCUUCCCCUGUGCAGUCAGUACACUUUCCUACGACUCUCCCACCCAAUGAACACUGACAAGAGAGCGAGCUGCAAACAGAGAAAUUCAUCAACACUCACCGGUUGCUUGUGAACUCCACUUCACAUGAGGACCAUGCAAUGUUUUAUAACAUGAAAAUAUGCGAUGAGUUGUGCUUGUGAAAAUAAAAAACACUCAAAUGUGUUAACUUUAAUAAAACCAUAUAUUUUAGGAUCUUUGUACACUGUUACAAAACUGUAGUACAUUUUUUAAAUCAGUUUUUGGUCAGAGAAUAUUUAAUUGUCUUGUGUGCAAUUACCAUGUAUUUACAAAGUCUCUUAUUAGUGAUCACCAAAAAAAAAAAAAAACUCAGACACUGAACAUAAGACAUGGCUUAAAGAUAAAUAUAUUAGUCAAUAAAUAUUCAGAGAACAUAUUUCCAUUUAUGAAAUGUGAUGCUAUACAGAUACAGAAAUAUACACAGAUCAAGCUCUAGCCUUUAACAUUUGUAAAAUGAUUAUGGAGAAAAUUAUAUCUUAAAAAAACAAAAUACAAAAUAUUAAUUUGUACACAUUUUCUUUUAUACAAUCUUAAGUGCUACAAACAUUACGAAAUAUUAAAUAGUGACUCGAGUACCCCAAAAAUGAUAUAUUUGCAGUACAUAUCUCUAUGCAAGGCAAGAGUAGAUUCUCAUGUUACAGCAACGUUUUAGUCUAUGUAUAAAUAAAAAGUUACUUUAAAACAACGGCCGUGUAAGCUGUAUGGGUACAUUUCAUAGAAACAGUAUAAAAUACUCUGUAAAAACAGAAAGGCAAGAUGAUAUGAUGGUGAAUAUUUGUAAAAGCACGAGUGCAAGUGUGUAUUAUGUGAUUAAAAAUAGUUAUGUAUGCUCCUGUGUGUUUAUGUGUAUACAUACACACACAACUGCAUUCAAAUCUCUUUAAACAAUUAUACUUUGGUGUCUUUCUGACAAACUGUUAGCAUGUAAUUAACAACAACAAAGGAAUAGAACAACUUCCCAGGAUCAAUUACUACAAGCUCUGUACCUCUAACACUAGAGUUGUCUGGUUUUGCUUCUACCAGUGGUGUUUGACUUUAGCCCCGGAGACAAACUAAACUUUGGUGUGAUGGACAUGCAGCUCAGUAGUCUCCACUGAUAACAUUGAUUAUUCAAAAAAAAAAAAAAAAGUGUGAGCAAAAGCUUUUUGAAUUGGUCUGACUCUGUACUAAAAAGAUAAAUGCCCUGAGAGAAUAAAAGAAAGGUGUACAUUUUCAAGAGCGAUUUACACCUAUUUACGUUUUCAGUGAGAAAUGACCUUAGCACCUGAUGUGCACUCCCAUGUUCUUGAAAUGUUCCAUUUUGGUUUUUAUUUCGCUAAAAAAUAGCAUAUAGUUGAUUGAGAUGCCGUAUUAAUUCUUGCAUGCAUGCAAUUCUGAAUUAGUGUAAAAAGACCAUUCAAAUCAUAUUAAAGAGAGCAGCAUGCAAAUAAUGACACUCCACCCUCUUAAGUUUGACUCACAUUUCUGACUUUGUGUAGCAUAUGGAAGCAUGUGAAAUAAUAAUAAAAAAAAAAUUGUAAGCUUUGUACUUUUGCCUUCUAUUUCUUCAACAACCAUUGUGUUGAUGUGACAGAUUCUGAAGGUCACAGGAAUGAACAAGAUCACCACGCCAAAGAAAAAUGGUAAAAUCUCGAUUUGAAACUCAAACCACUCGAAUCUGUUAAGAACACUCCAGAGUUUAGACACAACUACUCAAAGUUGUUUAAAAUGUAUUGAUUCACAAG